GUUGAAUAAAUACCUAAAAUCAUUCUAAUUUUGUUUUCUAAAUAAUACAAAAGAAACAAUUUAAAUAAAAAUUAACUUUAUUGAUUAAAACAUCAGACAAUGUAUUCAUGUCUUUCGUAUUACCAACAACAGAAACUCUUAAAAGAGUUUCCUGAGUUAUCACCCAAUCUCAUAAGGCGAUACGAAAAAACUUUUUCCAGAUUCGAUACAAACAAUGAUGGAUAUUUAGACAUUGAUGAACUAAAGAGUAUGAUGAUGUUAAGAGGUGUUCCUUGGACUCACUCGGCUAUCAUAAGACUUAUACAAGAUGCAGAUGAAGAUAGUGAUGGGAAAUUAAGUUUUCGCGAGUUUCUAAUAACUCAAAGAAAAAAUGCCGAGUGGGCUCGCCAUAUUUUGUGCUCGUUACCAGAAAUUGAUGUUGGUCGUGUGGGAGUAAAAGGAGCAAAAAAGUACUUCGAAGCUAAACAACCACAACCAGAAUUACGUCGUAAUAAACAUGUUUAUUAAUGUUAAAGUAAAAAUGCAAAUUAAAAAAUAAUAUUUUAAAAAUCAUUAUUAUAUAAACAUAUUUUUUAUCAUUAGUUUUAUUAUUAUAUAACAUGUG
Messenger RNA from Daktulosphaira vitifoliae (grape phylloxera), 604 nucleotides. Its product is annotated as EF-hand domain-containing protein D2 homolog. Lineage: Eukaryota; Metazoa; Arthropoda; Insecta; Hemiptera; Phylloxeridae. The record is from RefSeq and is a predicted model, not a curated record. The transcript has 3 exons. The coding region runs from base 100 to 507 and encodes 135 amino acids. Gene Ontology annotation, molecular function: calcium ion binding.